Astyanax mexicanus (Mexican tetra) is the source of this 2031-nucleotide messenger RNA. RefSeq names its product probable glutamate receptor. Gene Ontology annotation, biological process: monoatomic ion transport; synaptic transmission, glutamatergic; modulation of chemical synaptic transmission. Gene Ontology annotation, cellular component: dendritic spine; AMPA glutamate receptor complex; plasma membrane. NCBI's taxonomy places the organism in Eukaryota, Metazoa, Chordata, Actinopteri, Characiformes, Acestrorhamphidae. The transcript has 10 exons. The record is from RefSeq and is a predicted model, not a curated record. Gene Ontology annotation, molecular function: AMPA glutamate receptor activity; transmitter-gated monoatomic ion channel activity involved in regulation of postsynaptic membrane potential. The coding region runs from base 102 to 1505 and encodes 467 amino acids.
UCCCCCUGAAAUCAUUGGCUUUCUGUGAUCCUCAUCAGUGUCGUCUCCUCUGUGCUCUCUCAGUCUGAGCCGACCCGGUGUGGAGUAACUCUACAGGCACGAUGGUGUUUUUCAACAGCAUGUGGACCGUGCUAGCUUUCAUCACAUUCGCUACAGUCCUGCUGCUAUCAAACUCUUGCUCUGCAGCAAAGUCAGAGCUGACAGUAACUACAAUAAAGCAAGACCCGUACACCAUGCUGAAGGGCUCUCAGCUGGAGGGAUACUGUAUGGACCUGCUGUCUGAAUUAGCCAAGAAACUGGGCUUCAAGUAUAAAGUUCAUCUGGUGAAAGACGGGUCGUACGGCCGGCUGGACGAGAGUGGAAACUGGAAUGGGAUGAUUGGAGAGGUGGUGAGGGGGGAGGCGGAUCUUGCCGUAGCUCCUCUAACGCUGACCGCAGCUCGAGAGAAGGCAGUAGGAAUGACCAAACCCUACAUGCAGACGGGUAUCAGCAUCCUCAUGCGGCGGGACAUCACCUCAGAGGAUUCCAGCAUGUUCGACUUCCUCAGUCCGUUUUCUGGAGAGACCUGGUUCGGGAUCCUCGUCGCAUACAUCCUGACCGCAGUCUGCAUCUGCGUCGUAGCCAGAGUGAGCCCUUGUGAAUGGAGUCAGCCUGAGAGCGAGCAGAACCCCUUCACCCUCCUGCACAGUCUGUGGUAUAUCGCCGGAGCUCUCAGCCUGCAAGGUGCAGGUCCUCACCCCAGGUCUCCAUCCGGCCGUGUGGUCAGCUGUACUUGGUGGCUCUUUGCCGUGGUGCUGCUGGCCUGCUAUUUCUCCAACCUGAGCUCCAACCAAAGCUCAGACUCUUCACACCUCAUGAUAAAGGGCUUUGAGGAUCUGGCCAAUCAGGACAUAAUCGAAUAUGGAACACUGGCUGGAUCUUCAACACUGGCUUUCUUUAAGAAUUCAAAUAAUCCUUCCUACCGCCGCAUCUAUGAGCACAUGGAGAGACGGAAGAGUUUUGUAUCAUCAAUGGAUGAAGGUGUUCAGAAGGCACGGGAUGGAAACUUUGCUUUUAUUGGGGAGUCAGUAUCGCUGGACCUCGCUGUGGCUCGUUACUGUGAGCUGGUUCGAGCCCAUGAGGUUAUUGGAAUGAGAGGCUACAGCAUCGUGACUCCUCUGAACUUCCCCAUGCUGAAGAACCUGAGCGUAGCCAUCCUGCAGCUGAGUGAGGCAGGUGAGCUGGCCUAUCUGCGCAGUAAAUGGUGGGCCAGCAGCUGCAUGGCUCAAAGUGCUAAAGGUUCAUCACUAAGGGCCCAAAGCAUGAAGGGAAUUUUCCUGGUGCUCGCUGUGGGUCUGGGGCUCGGGGUGCUGCUGGCUCUGCUGGAGCUCACCUCCAAAUCCCGGAGCAGAGCCCAGGAGCAAAAGAAGUCCUGCUGCUCUGUUCUGACCCAGGAGCUCAGUCAGCGUCUGAGAACAAACAGCCCAAAGCGAGAGCCGGAAACCUCAGAGAAAAACAAGGCCUGAAGUUCUCGCUUCCUUAAUUUACUAAUUACAGCCGGGACCCUUUCACCGCCCAGAACAGAAACUCUAUACCUGUAAAAGCCUAACUAUCUGCACUGUGGCAUAGAUUCAUAUUAGCAGUAGUACAUACCUCAAGCUGUACAUCAGUAAUUAGAGUUUAUACACUCUCUAAGUGUGGGAGGAAACCUGGGGGACUAAUCAAAAGCGACUAAUAUAAAUAAAAUAUACCUGCUCUAAUCCUGUAUACCUAACCUCUCAUCUUCUCUUUUAUGUUCAAAUAUAAUGCACUUUAGUAAUCAAAUAUAUAUUUAAAUCAUUUUAUAGAAGUUAUGAAUCUAUAUCAAAAGUGCCUAUAUACUAUAAUAAGAUUCAAGGAGUUCAGACAGAAUGUGUUUAUCUGUGCAUUGUUUCAUCUUAAACACAUCAUUAAAAACAUUUACAUCACACAAGAUAAUGUACAAAAAGCUCCUUACAGUAACAACUCUGGCACAUUGUAAUUAAUGAAAUAAUAAAUAAAAUUUAACCAAAA